AUGCACGGGCUGGCGUGCAAGCAGCGCAUGCCCGUCACAGCAACCGACAUGGUGUGGACCAAGGACGGCAAGCACCUCAUCGGCCCCUCUUAUUCCCGCGUGUACAUCUACGGCCUCGACCUCAAGUGCCUGGCGGUCGUGCCGUCCACCUUCGAGCACACGCAUUGCAUGACACUCACGCCCACCCUGUACAUCGUGGACAACAAGGCGGGUGUCAUCUCUUUGUGGCAGCUUGGUCAGCCAUCGACCCUGCUUGCAGAGUGGAGGGCCGAUGCUGUCGAUAAUCACAACGAGGUGGUACAAGACGCGGACGGAGAAGAAGCGAGAGGGGAAGUAGAGGCGGAACCGGCGACGCUUGCGGACAGCAGCAACAAGUUUGCCUUCGCAUACGGUGCCAUUGAUCACCACCACCACCAUCACCAGCAACAACGGCAGCAUGACCAGCAGCAGCAGCAACAACAGCAGCAAGUGAGCGGCAGCAGUAGUGGUGUGAGCAGUGCGCUGACGCGUGUGGCGGUGUUGGAUGACUUGUUUGUGGACGAGGCAGAGCCGAACACCAACAUGAUCGUCACCACCAUGGCCACCCACCAACUGAUGACAGCCUGCUGGCGAUCGGCACUGCGCGAGGUCCUCAGCAAGCUCAAAGUGAGCAGAAACGUUCCGGUCAAGUUCGGCGUCUUUGCCCGUCGCAGCAGCAUCUUGUUCGUCAACUCUGUUGAGAGCGUGAUCAAGUGCGACUACAGCACACCACGAUACUGCAUAGCAAUGACAGAGCAGAUGACAUGGCCAUACCCCAGAUGCCGCCCCUACGUCAUUGUGCCCAUUGUUGUUCCACCAGCAACACCUCCCGCAGAAGCGCACAAGCUUGAUGACUACGAUGUCACUGCAUUGCCGCCAUCCGCGAGACACGGUGCAAACGACAACAGCACCUGCCAGUUGACAAGGACGGCAACCAAGUGCAGCGGACACCGGAGGGACUUGCUUGAAGGCCUGGUACAAGACGUUCAAGUGCAGCAGCAACAGCAAUAG
Messenger RNA from Salpingoeca rosetta, 1029 nucleotides. RefSeq lists its product as uncharacterized. The transcript has 6 exons. The coding region runs from base 1 to 1029 and encodes 342 amino acids. The record is from RefSeq and is a predicted model, not a curated record. NCBI's taxonomy places the organism in Eukaryota, Choanoflagellata, Craspedida, Salpingoecidae.